GCGAACACUGAGAGCUCCGACACACAUACACACGCGCUGUAAUAUCGACAGAUUGGAGUCAGGAGUACAAGUCCGUGAGAUCACAUUGCAGUGUCUAAACUCUGACAAGCUUCCUCUUUGAGCGCAACCGGUCGAAAAGGCAGAAAAGAGGAAAUCCCCCAAAAGGAAAUGCCAAUCGCAGCCACUGGCCAGCCGACGACUCAAGAGCCCAGAGUGUGCCCCCGGCUGCCCUCCACCCCAGAGCCGGUCCCUAAAGGGGCUGAUCUAUUCGAAGAGGCGGGGGCGGUCGAGUCGGCGGAGCGAACAGAGUACGAGGGCGCAGAGGGGGGCAGAGGAGUCGGGUACUAUAGUUACAGCCACAGUGGCAUUCGGAGCUUACAGCCCGCAUCCGUCAACAGCUCUCCGCCGCAGUCCCCAUCCGCAUCCCCCUCUGUUCUCCUCCACCCCCUCCACAGCCACCAAAUGGCAAUGGAGCCCCCCAGGACUCGAUCGCGUUCCCGGUCUGGAUAUUACCAGCAUUAUAAUGGGGGGAGUGGAAUUACUGGCAGCGGAGUAAUCGGAACUAACCAGCAGCAUCCCCAACAGCAGCAUCUUCAGCAACUGCAGCAGCAUGGUGCUGGUGGAUGCGCUCCCUUUGGGGCUCACAGCAGCCAAGCAGAGAACCAGCAGAGAACCCCGGGAGGUAACGCUUCUCCGGGCAUCCAGAGGCUUCCCCCCGUUCCUGGCGUCCUCCGCAUCCCAACCGAAGGAGCCUCAGGUGGGUCUUACCAUUGCCACCGAGACCAUGCAUAUGGGGAGAAUGACAAGAGUGAGGAAAGCCCCAGUCCAAAGCGCCAGAGGCUGUCCGGUCAUGCUGUCUUGGAACAGCUAACUUCUUCCACCCCAUCAUCAUCCACCCCUUCUCCCCCCAUUCGCCCUUGGGAGUUGGGACCUCCAAGCAGGAGACAGUCUCAUCCCCAUGCACAUUACCACCAAGAAAGAUCCAUCACACCCUCUCGCCACAGACGCAGCCCCCCGGUUAGGCGUCAGCGUGGUCGCCUCUCCAGACCUGCUCGCCACUUGCCUCCCCAUCAUCACCCCUUGACUGAAGGCCCCGCACUCCACCCGUCGCCAUCGGAACGCCAGGAUGAAAACUUCCACCGCAACCCGCAUUCCUCAACGCACCAGAUGUACCCAGCGCACACCUACAGUCAACCCCCCACACAUGGAAGUGGGGGUUCAGAGGAUCGCCGAGCUUUCCAUCCCCCCACCUUGUCCCCCCGACUACUGCACCCAGCUGCACAUCACCACCAUCACAAUCACCAUCAGCAGCAACAGCAUCAUGCAGCAUCCCAGCAAGGGGCCAUGGUCAUGGACUUGCAUGAACAGCUUCAGCAGAGCAGCGUACCAGUCUCCUACACUGUGACCCCAGUCGCACCUCAUGGCCUCGCAGCACCGCUGUGUAACGGUCAACACCUUCCCCCCAGCUGCUCCUCACAACAACAAGUUCCUGCCUGCAGUGUGGUAUUCAGUACUGGACAACACUACCACCCGAUGCUGCAGGCAUGUUCGAUGCAACAUUUGCCAGUGCCAUAUGCCUUUCCCUCUCUUCUGUCCAGCGACCCUCAGUUCCUUCUUUCCCCUCCACCCCAUCUCGCUCAUCACCCGCCACACCUCCACGCCCACAGCCAGUUCCUGCCAUUUCAAACACAACAGCCACGAUCGCCUUUACAGAGGAUUGAAAAUGAGGUUGAACUUCUAGGAGAGCAGCUCUCACUCGGUGGAGGCUUUGGCUAUGGCCAUCACCACCAUCACCAUCACCACCAGCCUCCCUCCACACUUCCGCCCUCCACACCACUCCAGUUUCUUUCACACCAUGAACCCCUGUCACAAGAGCUCUUUACAGUGCCCUAUCCCCACUUCAUGCCACGGCGAUUCACCAGCCGGCGCUACCCCGCUCGUUCCCAACAGGCUGUGCCCCCUUCAAGCUACCACCCGAGCUUCCUCCCUUACUUCCUGUCAAUGCUCCCCGUCCCACAAAAUGUAGCUCCCGCCAUCAGUCUGGAGCUUGAUGUCGAUGACGGAGAGGUGGAGAACUAUGAGGCCUUGCUGAACCUUGCAGAGCGUCUCGGAGAGGCCAAGCCCCGUGGCCUAACUAAGGCAGAUAUAGAACAGCUCCCAUCUUACAGGUUCAACCCCAACAACCGUCAGUCUGAGCAAACGCUGUGUGUGGUCUGCAUGUGUGACUUUGAGUCCCGCCAGCUUUUAAGGGUUCUGCCCUGCAAUCAUGAAUUCCAUGCCAAGUGUGUCGACAAGUGGCUUAAGGCUAAUCGAACCUGUCCUAUCUGUCGAGCUGAUGCAUCCGAGGUCCAGCGAGACUCUGAGUGACUCCCUGAUUUUUUUUUUUUUUUUUUUUUUUUUUUUUUUUUUUUCAUUUUGGAUAUGCCAGGCUAAUGGUGAUCCUUGCUCCAGUCAUCACGCACAUAAAUGGGACCAGUAUUCCUUCAGCGCAUAUCCAAAAGGACUAUUAACAAUACACUUUUCUACAUAUUGCUUCAAAUUAGGAAUAAUAAGACCCUCACACUGGUCUGCCUUCUGUGCACUCUUUACUAAAAAUGGCCUUUGAAACAUGCACAGCAAAGACAUUGCAUUAGUAGAAAACAAAGUUCUGUAUACUUGUUGUAACAAACUUUGCGGGAGGAAUUGCAGUCCAAAGAUUUUGUUGUUGCUGUUCUAGUUGAAUGUUCUGUAAGUAUUUCCAUCUUUAAUAGCACAGACUGUCCUCUCAGCUCAUUGCAAUUGGCAUCGUCUGUUCAUUUUAAUUUCUGUAUGUGUAUUUUAGCAUUCCUCCAUGUGAGAUCAGCCUGUAUGGGGUGGAAAAAUAUAUUGUACACUGUGAUUUAACCCUGGAGACACCGACUUUGGAACAUCAUACAAUAAUAUACUUUUGCUCUGUAAGCCUGUGUGUUUUUCUGUCUCCUCCUUUAGGUAUAGAGUGUGCCACAGUGCAAUCUCUUCAAUGCCCCCCUACCCCCCAACACACACACACACAGACACAUACACAUGAUAUGCUCUCUGUAAGGUUUAUGCCCUAAUGCCAUAAUGUAUCUCAUAUUCAUCGUUGGCACAGGAAAGGCUUUAUGGUGUAACUUAUGACUAUUUAUCACAAUUGUUAAUUUGGCUCAAUAUGGCAGCCAAGCAUAUGCUUUACAGAGAAUGCAAGUGUUCACGUGCAUCAGUUUUAUUUCUUUGCAAUACAAUUUGCACCACACACGUCAUCACACUGAUGUAUUGAAAUCAAAUUUUGUCUUCUCAAAUUGUGUGUUUUACCUGAUCCACUCUUCACUCAUGUCAAGUCCGUGAAAAAAUUAAAUCUUUUUUUGAUAAAGGACAAAGGGGACUGGAUGUAUCCAGUGUGUUUUUCAGUUGUAUUGAUGUACUGUUUUUCUGUUGCUUGGUACAGUAGCAAUUACCUCAGUCCCACUAUUUAUGGCUUUCCAGACAAUAUUGCGACCAUGAGUUAUUGCAUUUUGCUGUCUUUUUCCCAUGCAAGUUGUUUAUCUCACUAUGAAACACUAUUAAUAUGGUGUCAUAGUAGUUAUAUUAUGUAUUUGAUCUGUAACCCAAAUUAUUUGAAGGCCUGUAAUGAUGAUGAUGAAUUUUUUAACAAACAUUUGUACAUUUUGUAUGAGGUAUUACUAGGUAUACUUUAUAAAGUAGUGCAAUUGUUUCCUUAGUCCC
Molecule: messenger RNA, 3720 nt
Organism: Phycodurus eques (leafy seadragon)
Lineage: Eukaryota; Metazoa; Chordata; Actinopteri; Syngnathiformes; Syngnathidae
Gene: rnf38
Product: ring finger protein 38
Exons: 13
Coding region: 169-2367 (732 amino acids)
Source: RefSeq, a predicted model, not a curated record